Aphanomyces invadans is the source of this 2009-nucleotide messenger RNA. RefSeq names its product TKL protein kinase. Bases 23 to 1780 code for a protein of 585 amino acids. Gene Ontology annotation, biological process: protein phosphorylation. Gene Ontology annotation, molecular function: protein kinase activity; ATP binding. The record is from RefSeq and is a predicted model, not a curated record. The transcript has 6 exons. NCBI's taxonomy places the organism in Eukaryota, Oomycota, Saprolegniomycetes, Saprolegniales, Verrucalvaceae.
CGGCAGCGACCAUUACGACUCGAUGAAGGCCCUGGUCGGGUCUGCGGUCGCGCUGGCGGCGGUCGUGCUGUAUUGCGCUCAAGCGGACCCACUCUGUGACGACGCGUCUCAAUCUGCGUACGUUUUCCAGCGCUCCAAGUGUCUGGCGAUGACCACCUCGCGAAACACGGACCCGACGGGAUUCUGCGCGGAAACGUCGUGCCGCGACGCACUGAGCCUCGCGGAAGCUCUCAUUCCUUGCCGCGAAAUUGCUACAGAGCUGCCCACGAUUCACGUCGGUGGGGCCACGGGAACGCGCGAACCCAUCAGGAUGGCAUUUUGCAGUGCAGAAUGCACCGACUUGUAUCGACAGAUGCAAUCAGCGCUCGUAGUGUGCCAAACCACGGGCAAGUCGUCUGCAGGGUCGUGCCAGGGCUGCCAGCGUUAUCUCCGCCUCGUUCCGACUGUCGUGGGGGCGUGUCAGCUAAACACGACGACUGCACCGUCGUCUUUCAGAGCCGCCGUCGAGAGCGACAUGCGUCAGUGCGAAGUCAUCGUCCGUAGCAGCGCGACCGACGUCGACGACGGUGCAUCGACGUCGAUCUCUCCAUUUCUCAUCUCCGGGCUUGCCGGCGGCGUGCUUGUCCUCGUCCUUGUUUUGUUUAUCCUGAAACGCCAGCACCGGCUCACGAACGAGUUGCAGACGACAACGUGUCGGAAAUACGGCGGCCACCCGAAGCAGCAGAGCCUGACCAACUACCCCGCAACAGUCCCCAACGACAUUCGAUACGACUCGGCUAUGGCCGAGUUCUGGCACCCCCAAAACAAGCUCUCCCACAUCACGCUUCGCUCCAAAGGAGGGUACGGAAUGGUGUACAGCGCGAGGCUCGAUACACCCGAACGAGGCAAAGUUCACGUUGCAAUGAAGCAGCUCUUGCCGUCGCGGGCGCAAGACAUCGACAUCAUCGAGCAAUUCAUGCACGAAAUUCGGCUCGCGUCGACCCUGGCACACCCAAACAUUGUGCCGUUUAUUGGGUUCACUUGGUCCAACUUGCAGGACAUUUCGAUGCUGACCGAGUACAUGGCGCACGGAGACUUGUACCGAUUCCUUCGUAGCGAGUUCAAGAAGCCGGUGGCAAAGCGGUCGGCCAUGUUUUCGUGGCAAGCGGCGAGCGACGGCAGCCACUGCACGAAACUCAGCAUCGCGUCCAACGUCAUCGACGCGAUCGCAUACCUCCACGGGCAAACGCCCCACAGCAUCAUCCAUCGCGACCUCAAGAGCAAAAACAUCCUCCUGAACGACGCGUUCGUGGCCCACGUGACCGACUUUGGUGUAUCGCGACAGAGUUCAUCCGAUGCGCUCAUGACGGCGCGGGUCGGCACGUCGGCGUGGAUUGCGCCCGAGGUCCUCCGCGGCGAAAGAUACACCCACCAAGCCGACUUGUACUCGUUUGGUGUGCUCUUGGCAGAGCUCGACACGCUCCAGGAACCGUACAAGGACGCGUCGCUGCAGCCCGACGUCGCAACGAUGACGCCGUCCAAGCUCGCCACCAACAUUGCCCACGGCAAGCUCCGACCGGCGCUGUCAAAGGCAGCUCCCCGCUUUAUCCAAGCCAUGGCGUCGAGGUGUUUGGCUUUCGACUACACGACGCGGCCGAGUGCGACGCAGGUCGCGAUGGAGCUCACGUCGCACGUGAUUCAGCACCACCACCGUGAAUCCCUCAAGAUGUACCCCGGCGGCGCCGAGCUCAUUGUGACGAAAACGCCACAAACGAGCCACGCAGCGUACGCCGCGUUGUAGUUGGAUGAUGUGAUCGCAUGCCGGCAUGAUAUGACGGCGUGAAGUUGUUUGGAUUCUGAAUCGUGUACACAUGACGACGUCGACGGGAGCGCCAUGCGCUUGGGAGGCGGGUCGGUCCAACGAUCCCGUGGCGCCGACAGAUCUGUUGUCGCGCCAGGCAACACGAGGAGUGAGUUAACAAGGAGACACGAAGUCAAAACGUGUGCAAGCAGAGCGGCGGGGACGCCAG